This is a messenger RNA of Cucurbitaria berberidis CBS 394.84, 1263 nucleotides long. RefSeq lists its product as uncharacterized. The record is from RefSeq and is a predicted model, not a curated record. The transcript is spliced from 2 exons. NCBI's taxonomy places the organism in Eukaryota, Fungi, Ascomycota, Dothideomycetes, Pleosporales, Cucurbitariaceae. Bases 169 to 1035 code for a protein of 288 amino acids.
AUUGAUUCCCUGUCUGUCUUAUUAACGUCCCAACGCUGACCUUGAAGUUGCAUAGACGCUAGUGAUAAUGAAAGUGCUAGCGGUUGUGUGCGGUAAGGCCUCUUAUACUCCACAGCCGCCCGAGUCCCCCAGAAGAUAGGUCCUUGGUCGUGCUUCCCCAUCUUCAUCAUGUUUCGCGUCUCUUUUCCUGUCACCAUUCUCCUCGCCUUUGUUAUCUUUCAAGAAGUAAAAGCAGCUUGCUACUUUCGCAACGGCACUGCAACGACAGCCGACUUUUCGCCAUGCAGCAAUGAUACCUCGAAUGCAUUGUCCACUGUGUGUUGUGCGACAUGGGAUACUUGCUUGCCAAACGGACUAUGUCAGUCAUAUGACAAGGUCAUCUGGCGCGAGUCGUGUACCAAAAAGAACUGGGACGAAGGAGGGUGUCAGGAAAUGUGCUCUAACGAGCGCGAGGCCCAGAGAAACAGUAACGUCAAAGUAACGUCCUGCGACGGAAAGGGCAAUGUUACGUCCACGACGUGGUGCUGCGGUAGUAGUGACGCUUGUUGCACCGCCGGAAGCGGUAUAUCGGUAUAUACACUCGCAAGCCGAUUCGGAGACCCUAUUCCUACUCCAGUUCCUUCGUCAUCCACGUCUGUCGCUUCAUCUUCCGCAGCGGUAUCGACCUCGCCGCCUGCGGCUUCCAGCUCGGCGCCUACUACACCCAACGGCGGCCUAACCAAGGGGGCAAAGGCAGGAAUCGGAGCUGGCGUCGCACUGGGAGUCAUCGCCUUGAUUGCGUUGGGUAUUUUCAUCUACAAGGCGAUGCAGUGGCGGAAGCAGGCACAGGCAGCAGCACCACCGUAUAGUUAUGCUAGGGAGCUCGACUCUGGACCAGUUGAGGUGUAUCGGUAUCAAGAGGGGGCGAAACCGGCGCAGUUGUCUGGCAUAGAAAGCGCAGUGCACGAGAUGCCUAGUUCCAAGGAUAUGCAAGAGGUAUAUGUGGCGCCUUCGAGCCCGGAUACGGCGCCCGUGCAGACUCCUGUGCACCGCUAAGGGACUUGAAAUAGGGCAGAUUUGUGAGGAUAUGAUGAUAUCAAAGGCUUGGAUAUGUUAGCAAGUUGCAAUUGAAUAAUCAACAUGUAUAUUGUCGAGAGAGAUAUUGUGCGGGCUGGGGUGUACGAGAUCUACAACCAAUGGAGGCCGAUCGCAUCUCCACAUCGUCAUCUUACACCCAUCAUCCAUCAUACAUGCAAAGAGACCUUGACAACACCUAGUGAGGCG